This is a messenger RNA of Tuber melanosporum (Perigord truffle), 2704 nucleotides long. RefSeq lists its product as uncharacterized. The transcript is spliced from 6 exons. The record is from RefSeq and is a predicted model, not a curated record. Gene Ontology annotation, cellular component: nucleus. NCBI's taxonomy places the organism in Eukaryota, Fungi, Ascomycota, Pezizomycetes, Pezizales, Tuberaceae. Gene Ontology annotation, molecular function: metal ion binding; RNA binding. The coding region runs from base 260 to 2704 and encodes 814 amino acids. Gene Ontology annotation, biological process: mRNA processing.
CUAGCGUUCGCAAGGGCCAUCUUCUUCCUUUUUACCCCCUCUGCCUCAAUCAGCACUCAGCUCUUAAGUCAACUCAACCCAACACGCUCCGACCGAAGCAAACAACAACAACAACAGCAACGAGGGGAAGCAGAACGGAGUAGAAUAGGGAAGGUUAGAAUCUCCAGCUUGCCAGACUCGGAGCGGGCAAGGAAGGGGAACGGAACCACACCUCCUAGCCGUCACUUUUGUAGAAAGGCGAAGGAAGAAGAGAGCGAGAAUGUUAUUCGAAGAAGAGGAUGCAGCGCUAUUGAAGAAAUGGAUUAUUAAACGGUUGGAGGAUAUUUCCGACGCUGAUUCGGAUGUCCUGGCGGAUUACGUGCUCGCCUUGUUGAGACAUGAUCAGACCCAGGAGGAGGUUCAAAAAUUGUGUAUUGAGCAGUUGGAUGAUUUUCUUCAUGAUCAUACCGCGCAAUUCGUUAAGGAUGUCUUCGUCACCCUCAAGAAUCAGGGUUUUAUGGGUCACGUACAACCGCAGAAUCCACAGUCAUUGAUUACACCCGGGGUUUCUCACUCAUCGUUGGUGGUAGCAGGGUCAGUAGUGGACAAUCGCGGGACGGAGAUUCGGGGGAUCAAGAGGGAGAGGAGUCACUUUGAGCGGGAUAGGGAAGGGUCAUCCGGACAGGACACAUAUUCGCCGAGUAUGGGGAGCGCGAGAGGUUACAAAGCGCCGCGACGCGGUGGUGGUGCUCCGAGUGGUCCCGGGAGAUGGAAUGGCGGGAAUGGGAACGGUGGUGGAGGUCAUGCUGGCGGAGGAGGCCCUGGAAGGGGUGGCAUUGGUGGCGGCAGUGGAUACGGUCAUCCACAAGGGUCCGUGGAGAUUCCGUUUGUUCCUCCUGGUGGCCCUCCGGUUCCCCCGGCUAUUCCCCAGUUCGGUAUGCCCCCCAUCCCACCCCCUGGAUUUCCCUGGGCUAUUCCUGGGCCUGGUGAUCCUAUGGGUGCAUAUCUGGCCGCCCAGGCCGCUGCGGUGGCAUGGGGUGGUUUCCCACCAAUCGGCCCUCCGGCGGUCGGAAAGGGUGAAGAAAAGAAAGCUAUUGAAAAGGUUGGGGAGAGGUGCAAGGAUUAUGAUGAGAAAGGAUUCUGCAUGAAGGGCGAUAUGUGUCCGUAUGAGCAUGGAAUGGAUCGCUAUGUUGUACCAACAGAGGCCUCUGCUGCGGAUGGUUGGGACCUUCCCUUUCCGCUCGUCGCAGCAGCCUUUUUUAUGGCUAACCCUUUGGCAGAAUAUGAUCCAAACAAUUCGCAGCUGUUCUCUGCUGAUACACCUACUCAGAAUAAUCAUAGCAAUAAUAAUAACAACAGGGCUCAUGGAGAUAGUAGAGGCCGUGGUAGAGGUAGGGGAAAUCGCGGAGGAGGAGGAGGUGGUGGUGGCGGCGGCGGCGGAAACAGAGGUGCUCGAUCCGAAUUCUCGGGUACCGGACCUUCCUAUGAUCGCAGUAAUACAACGCUUGUGGUUGAACAUAUUCCCGACGAUAAACUGGAGGAGUCGGCCAUCAGGGCGUUCUUCUCGGAGUUUGGAACUGUUUUGAAAGUGGAUGUCACCGCGGAUAAACGGCUUGCCACGGUGAAGUUUGAGCGUUGGGACAUGGCCAGAAAGGCAUACGACUCCCCCGCCCCUAUAUUCGAUAAUAGGUUCGUGAAGGUAUUCUGGUAUAAACCUAAUGCAGAGCAGAAUGGGACUACGACGGCUCCAGUGGUCAAACAUAAAGAACCGUCUCCUGUCGCCGAUGAAAUGGAAAUUGAUAUGGAGGAGUUUAAAAAGAAGCAAGAAGAAGCCCAAAAGGCUCACGAGGCGAAAAUGCUCAAGAAAAAGGCCAAUGAAGAAGCCGCGAAGGAGCUGGAAAGAAGGAAAGAAGAGCUCCAGAGGAUGCAGUUGGAAGAGAAGCGCAAACUAGAAGAAAAAUUAGCCAAAAAGCGAGCCAGAAGUGCCGCCGCCUCGGCCUCGCCCCCGGCAUCCGGGACGUCCCCGGCCGCUGGGGGCAUUUCUAAGACUGAUGCUCAGGCCGCUACUACUGCUGCCCUCGAAGCGCAAUUGCGAGCCCUCCAGGCAGAGGCAGAAUCUCUGGGGAUUGAGGGUGGUGAUACUGUUCCUGAGUAUGGCUCCUACCGAGGAAGAAGUCGCGGCAGGUUUCCAUUCAGGGGGAGAGGCGGGUAUGCUCCCCGAGGAAGGGGAGUCUAUGUUCCCGUUUAUGGAUCUUAUGGGGGUCGUGGAGCGUUCCCAACUGCUAGAGGUAGAGGUGGUACCUUGAAAUUGGAUAAUCGUACUCGAAAAAUUACUGUCAGUGCUGCUGAUCUUAGGGGUGGUAAGGAUGAGGAGUUCAGGCACUACCUUAUGAACACCGGCCUAGAGGUUGAGGGCAUUGAACCGCAUCCCGACAAAGAUGACACACAAAUCGUCACAUUUAAGGAUAGAAGAACUGCUGAGAAGUUCAUCUAUACCGGAAACGACAUCCCGAACGUCGGUGAAGUAACCUUGGCCUGGUUCAAUGCACCACCACCCAACCCAUCCCCUAGCAAAUCUGAGGAUCCAAGCCGAAUGGACACGGAAGAGAACGGCACUUCAGCAGCAAGUUCAAGUGCUAUUCACCAUCACCAUAUCAAUUCUAACGACCAUGGAGACGAUGACGUCUACGAGGAUGACGAAGGCCGCUGGCUUCCAGAUGAAUGA